AUGUCAGCAGUAGUAGAGCUCUAUUCACGCUUAGUACACAAAGAUCCGACAAAGUACAAAGGUCGUCUUGGUUAUGCCUGUAUAAAUACCGUAUUGAGAAAGCAGAAAGUACCGGUUUUUUGUUCACGUACUUGUCGUAUAGACACCCUUAAGCAAAAGGGAAUAGAAUAUGUCAAGGAUCUUGCCUUGCAGAACGUAAAGGAUUUGAAAACAUUGAUUGAAUGGAAUAAUGAGAAUAAAAUAACGUUUAUGCGCAUGUCAAGUGACAUAUUUCCAUUUGCAAGCCACGACGACUACGGCUAUUCUUUAGAGUAUGCUAAAGAUAACCUCGAGGAGAUUGGGAAAUUGGCCCAUAAAUACAAUCAUCGACUGACAACUCACCCAGGACAGUAUAACCAGCUAGGGUCACCAACACCAAAGGUUGUUUUGCGUACCAUCAAGGAUCUAAACUAUCAUGCAGAUAUGAUGGAUUACAUGGGGCUGCCACCAGAUUCAAUUAUGAUUAUGCAAGUACUAUCUCAUAUGGGUGGAGUUUACGGGGAUAAAUGUGCAGCAAUGGCACGUUUUGAAAAAGUCUACAAUGAUCUUCCUGAAAAUAUCAAACGGCGCCUGGUACUAGAAAACGACGAAAUGUGUUAUUCUGUCUCAGAUCUUCUUCCACUUUGCCAAAGGCUUAACAUUCCUCUAGUACUUGACUGGCAUCAUCACAGUAUCAAUCCUGGCGAGGUUACAGAUUUAGUAAGCCUGGUACCAUCUAUCAAUGAGACAUGGACCAGGAGAGGAUUAAAGCCAAAGCAACAUUACUCAGAAUCAAGGAAAGGCGCUUCAUCCAUGAUGGAAAGACGUGCUCACAGUGAUAGUGUAAAGAAUUUGCCACCAACAGGAGAUGAUGUUGAUUUGAUGAUUGAAGCCAAAGACAAGGAGCAAGCCGUCCUUCAACUCUAUAAAGAUUAUAAUUUGUGCGAUGUAAAAGACGAAUCAUUUGUACCUUACCACGGAAACGAGACCAUGGAAACAAAAGGAAGAAAGAGCAAUAAGAAAGUCAAGGAGGAAGCCAAAAUCAAAGUCGAAUCAAAGAUAAAGGAAGAAGACGAGGACUUCAAACAAGGAUUAUCACAUACUUUUGAUACAAAAGAAACUAUUCCUCAUAUCCGUACAAGGCUCCAAGCACGUUUAGAAAAUUCAGAGACUAAGGAGGUCAAAAAAGAGGCUAAUGCAGAUGAGCUAGUAGUAUCAAAAAAAAGAAAAACAAAGUCAAAGCUUUGGUUAAAGCAAACUCUUUAUUAUCAACAAAUGCAGAAACAAAUUCAGAUACGAACAACCUCGAUAACCCUUCUCACACGAGCGACAGCCCUGUGUCAUAAAUGGGCUCAGUACCAGACAACAUCACGAGCCCUUUUAGGAUCACUUGGGAACAUUCUUGCACAACGUCUUGCAAGUCAAGAUCAAUACAGCAGAGUAGUGGACAUGGGAGCGGAUCCAAUACGAUUGUUUUAUAAGCAAACCAUUGCCAUGGAGGACACAAUGAUCCAAAUUCAUCAAAUAAUGAAUGAUUUUUCAGACGUAAUUCAAGAUUGGCAGAGAUUAGAAGCCGAUGCAACAAAACAUUUUCAAAAGUACAUUUCCACACUAUCAACAUUUGGAGACAAACGUGUACCAUUAUCGAAUGAAGCCUUGAUCCAAGUAGCAGCCAUAAAGCCGGAAGAAAUUCAUAGCAACAUUGUAAACCUACAUUCAAUGUAUUUGACUGAAUACAAUUACAAACAAGUUUUGCUGGAUACACUGCCUAUGCACACAAGCAGAACCGAACUCUUGGACCAACUGACAGAUCGAUGGGCAAGACAGUCACAUAUACAGUUAGAUAUUCCACAAGAGAUGGAAGAGCGUCUUAAACUAUACAAGACCACCAAAAAGACAGUCGAAUCUGUAGAUUAACAAGAACAAAAACAAACAAGAAAACAAACAAAAAAACUCAAGAUAUAAAACAAAGAAACG
Molecule: messenger RNA, 1995 nt
Organism: Phycomyces blakesleeanus NRRL 1555(-)
Lineage: Eukaryota; Fungi; Mucoromycota; Mucoromycetes; Mucorales; Phycomycetaceae
Product: fusion product between UV endonuclease and adjacent protein
Exons: 19
Coding region: 1-1935 (644 amino acids)
Biological process (GO): response to UV; mitochondrial DNA repair; nucleotide-excision repair
Cellular component (GO): mitochondrion; nucleus
Molecular function (GO): endonuclease activity
Source: RefSeq, a predicted model, not a curated record